Molecule: messenger RNA, 1545 nt
Organism: Anguilla anguilla (European eel)
Lineage: Eukaryota; Metazoa; Chordata; Actinopteri; Anguilliformes; Anguillidae
Product: gap junction Cx32.2 protein-like
Exons: 2
Coding region: 276-1094 (272 amino acids)
Biological process (GO): cell communication
Cellular component (GO): connexin complex
Source: RefSeq, a predicted model, not a curated record
GAGAAGUUUUUAUUUUUAAAAUGUAGUUGUUACUGGAGGUUGGGUUUGGCAUGCUGUCAGCUUCCAUCAAUCAUUAAUUAAUUUUUCGUGGUCAUUCUUGACCAAAGUUCCUCCCAGUCCUAUAUUUCAAAGGUAUCACGUAUAAAGUGACAGUCAGCUGUAUGAAGGAAUUACACCAUUUCCAAGAGAUAAAUCUUAAGGUAAGGCAUACACUUGAUCUUUUUGUUCCUGUGGACAGAUGUGGUGUACCGGGGGCCCCAUCGAUUUAUUAAAUUAUGGGAGACUGGUCAUUUCUUGCAACGCUGCUGGACAAAGUCCAGACCCACUCCACGGUCAUCGGAAAGGUCUGGCUCACCGUCCUCUUCAUCUUCAGGAUCCUGGUUCUCUCUGCCGGAGUGGAGAAAGUGUGGGGGGACGAGCAGUCGGGGUUCAUCUGCAACACCAAGCAGCCCGGAUGUAAGAACGUGUGCUACGACCACGCCUUCCCCAUCUCCCACAUCCGCUUCUGGGUGAUGCAGAUCAUCUUCGUCUCCACGCCGACGCUCCUCUACCUGGGCCACGUCAUGCUCAUCGUGCACAAGGAGAACAAGCUGAGGCGCCAUUUGCAAAGCCAGGAGGGCCACGCGCUGAAGGCGCCCAAAUACAGCGACGAGAGGGGGAAGGUGAAGAUCAAGGGCGAUCUGAUGGGUAGCUAUUUGGUGAACGUGUUUUUUAAGAUCUUGUUCGAGUCAGCUUUCAUCGUGGGCCAGUAUUAUCUUUACGGUUUUAUGCUUGUGCCCAUGUUCGAGUGCUCCAGAACUCCCUGCCCGUUUACCGUGGAGUGUUACAUGUCACGACCCACGGAGAAGACCAUUUUCAUCAUCUUCAUGCUGGUGAUGGCCUGCGUGUCUCUGCUGUUAAACGUGGUGGAGAUCUUUCACUUGAUUUGCACCAGGUUCAAGGGUGGAUCUCGCAGACACCGGAAAGAUCAGGUUAUUCCAGUCAGCAUUCGUCUUCAAAGCGAUGCAGUUCUGCAGAAUAGGGAGAAUGCGCUGCAUGAUAAAGUCGACCUCAGCUUUGGAGCUGGACAGAAUGAUAAUCAGAGCACAGCGUAGGAUGAAAAAUGUGCCUCAAUUGGGAACUCUGUAGUGUUCCAUAGAGAAUUUCUGAAAAACAACAAGCAAAAAAGACAGAUAACGAGAUUGUAAAUUCAUGCAAAUUGACUGAAUGCAUGUACUAGGCACACUUCCAAAGACCUUUUUGGAGUUUACUGCCAUUGGACUGCUUUGAUUGUUUUGGUGAAAGCUGUUAAAUGGGUCUUAAAUGCUGCCAUGACCUUGUUCAGCCAAACAAAAGAGAUACAUUUUCAUAUAAAUAGCACAAUGACAUUAUUCAGAGAUAAGUUGCCAUUUUGUGCAAACACAUUAAAUCAGCAUAUUCUUUGUUACAUUUCAUGUUUAACUUAUCUUCGAGUGUCUGAAUUUCUGUGUUUUUUCUUAAUGCUAUGGCCAAAUAUUGUUGUAUGAUGUAUUUCAGUGAAAUUAAAAAUGUCAUGUCCAACCAUUA